CCGACUUUCAACACGGAAGUUGCCUACAUUUUCGCAAUCGCAAAAACAAACAAGCAUACGUCAGGAAAAGGGUGCUGAGUAUUGGUGAAAGGGAAAAGACAGAGUGCUUCGUUAAAACGUGUUUGGGGGUGGCGUAAGUCACGAGUUCAUAUCACACAAGCGGUAAGAAUAGUCGCUGUUCGAUGACAGAGACAGGGAACAAAUAACAGACAAAAGAUGGCGACCCAUGCGGCGGAACUUCACGACUUGCCGCCGUACACGGCGAUGUUGUGGUCCCAAUUUCAGGCUUGUCCGCCUCUCCUGUACAACUUGUUCGACUCGACAGUCCGCCCAGGGGAUGUGGCUCAUCAGUCCGACAAAGUGUUUGACGUGUCGGGAUCUCUGAUCAGUCACAAACUCAGUGAGCUGAUAGUGAAAAACAUUGAAGAACUUCACCGUCUGACCAACGACCUACUCAAUAUGCCAAUCUUGUUCCACAUCAAAGUGGAGCAUCAGCGUACAGACAACUACGUGGUGGUCAGAGUACGCAAGAAGUGGAAAGAUGAGUUUGCAGUGUUGGUAAACACACGUCACCCCCAGAUUCGGGAGAUGAUCACUAACAAGCUUACACAGGCCAUGCAAUAUAUGCAGGAAGGAAAGAAUUUUUGUCUGAAGUUGGACUUUGGACCUAGUGUGCGACAGUGGUACAGCGGUAUCGUGGACAGCCAGGUGACGUUUUGUGACAGUCGAUCCAACAAUGAUUCAGGUCACAUGACCCUUUGGGUGACCAAUUACUCGACCCCAAUGGAAUGUUGCACAUCCCUCCUCUGUAUCUUCAUAUGCUUUCCUCUCUGGCUGGUGUGUGGCGGGCCUUGUUACGUGACUCACAGAAAAAUAAAGUGCAUAGAUGAAGAACAAGAAUUCAAUGACUUCCCUGUGACUUUGCUGUCCGGAGUGACCAGAACUGUCACCAUUCAGAGGCAAGCACCUGUUCCCCAGGCCCCUCAAUACCCAUCAGCCCCUCGGAAUCAGCCAAUGCAACAGUAUCCUCCACAGGGUCCGAUGGCACAGCCUCCCUACAACCUCCAGGGUCCGCCCAAAGGACCGUACCCGCCAGUGGCGCCUCCAGCCUAUCCUGGGCCACUUCCACAGUACACAGCUUGAGGUAGUUUCUGAUUCAAACAUGAAACACGAUGCCUGAAAACAUCAAAAUCUAUAUAUGGAACAAUCUAGUAUGUAACAAGCUCCUCACUUCGUCCUAGUGCUUUAUGUAGACUUUGACAUCAAACCAAGUUUAAUGGUGGACAGAGGUCAUGACCUCAGUUCUAUGUCAGAUUAUUAUUGUCAAGGUCAGUGGUUGUAUGUCAUUGACCAUUAUGCCAUGGUCAUUGGUUGUGAUGAACUUUAUACCCUAGUGUAAUGGUGGUUUGUUUGACCUUGAACCCAACAUCAUGGUAAUUGGUCUUUGUGAACUUGACCAUGAUGACUUAUCUUGAUCCCGGUGAUAAAAACGCUUUUUGAUAUUUGAUAUGCAACGAUGUUCAAUAUGGUGGUGGACAUUAUUGAAAAGUGCUUUUUGUAACAAAACAAAUUCAUUUUGCCAUUUAUAUAUAAACGUGUACAGAACUUUGUCAGCUGCGAUUCCCAUACAUGUAAUCGUAGAAACAUCAUGCUUUAGUUGUGUGUAUUCUAUAUAACAGUGAAAUAUGUUGUCAACAUAUACAAAUUACCAGCUAAUGAAAUACAGUAUAACCUAUCUAAACCGGAUGUCACCAGGACCAAACUAUUUGUCCAGUUUACACAGGUGUCCGGUUUAUACAGGGUCGGC
Messenger RNA from Mizuhopecten yessoensis (Yesso scallop), 1807 nucleotides. RefSeq lists its product as uncharacterized. The record is from RefSeq and is a predicted model, not a curated record. Lineage: Eukaryota; Metazoa; Mollusca; Bivalvia; Pectinida; Pectinidae. The transcript is spliced from 5 exons. Bases 217 to 1143 code for a protein of 308 amino acids.